AUGAGCAGCGAGGCCGAAACCCAGCAGCGGCCCGCCGCACCCCCCCUCUUCCCUGCAGCACCCCCACCCUCAGCGCAGGCAGCGGUGCAGGGAACAAGGGGGGGGGGGGGCUCACAUCGGCAGCGCCCGCCGCCGGGAGGACAAGAAGGUCAUCACAACGAAGGUUUUGGGAACAGUAAAAUGGUUCAAUGUAAGGAACGGAUAUGGUUUCAUCAACAGGAAUGA
Messenger RNA from Pipistrellus nathusii (Nathusius's pipistrelle), 225 nucleotides. Lineage: Eukaryota; Metazoa; Chordata; Mammalia; Chiroptera; Vespertilionidae. The record is from the annotation of a GenBank genome assembly.